Molecule: messenger RNA, 1895 nt
Organism: Paramormyrops kingsleyae
Lineage: Eukaryota; Metazoa; Chordata; Actinopteri; Osteoglossiformes; Mormyridae
Source: RefSeq, a predicted model, not a curated record
CACACAGGUGAUGGAAAUAUUUUGCAGAUUUUGCGGACAAAGUGGUGGAAGUACCUCCUAGUGGGCUUGUCUGAUGUGGAGGCCAACUACGCAGUGGUGAAGGCAUACCAGCUAACCACUCUGACCAGUAUACAGCUGCUGGACUGUUUUGUGAUCCCCGUAUUGAUGGUGCUUUCCUGGAUAUUCCUUCGGACUCGCUAUCGGGCGAUCCACUAUGUGAGCGUCGUCGUUUGCCUCCUCGGGGUGGGGGCCAUGGUGGGGGCCGACCUGCUGGCCGGGCGGGACCAGGGAUCCACCAGUGACAUCCUGCUGGGAGAUGGGCUGGUGCUCAUUAGCGCCGCCCUGUAUGCAGUCUCCAAUGUGUGCCAAGAGCACGUGGUGAAGAACCAGGGUCGAGUGGAGUUCCUAGGCAUGAUGGGACUCUUUGGAACCCUGAUCAGCGGCAUCCAGAUGGCUAUUUUGGAGCACAAGUCUGUAGUGAUGAUCCCAUGGACCUGGUGGAUAGUCGUCCUAUUCACCAUCUACGUCUCCUGUAUGUUCCUGCUGUACAGCUGCAUGCCCGUGGCAUUGAGGUUGACCAGUGCCACAGCGGUCAACCUCUCCCUGCUCACUGCUGACCUGUUCAGCCUCUUCUGUGGCCUUUUCCUCUUUGGCUACACGUUUUCGGGCCUGUACAUCGUCUCCUUUGUGGUGAUCACCGUGGGAUUUGUCAUGUUCAAUGUCGUGCCCACGUUCGCUCCAGAAGGGCCGGCCAGACUUGACAGGACCCCGGCACCUUCCCUCAGCGCUUCCCUGGACAACUACUUCAGACAGGAAGUGGAUGUGGACAAAGAGGGAGAUGGGGGAGGGGCUACGAAUCGGCUUCAGUGGCAAUCACGAGACCAUGCUGGUGAAACUAGCACUAAGUUUUAGCUUUGCACUUUGCACUUUAAAAAAAAAAAAAAGGAGGGGCGAGGGGGGUUCCCCUACACCAGGAGUGGUGUACCUGAUCCAUGGAGAGCUGCUGUGUGUGUGGAUUUUUGGGAUGACCUCUCAAUCAGCCAAUAAUUAAGCAGUGGUUUUCAACUCCAGUCAUGCCACUGUUAUAGGCUGAUUGAGAGGCCAUCCUAAAAACCCGCACUGGCUCUCCAUGGAUCAGGUACGCCACCCCUGUCCUACACUAGCAUUAUAGUGAUUCAUGGGCAUCUUUCAUGUGCUGGAACAUGUAAUAUUCAUACAUCCCUCUCGCUGUAGAGGACACGUCGGGUGAAGGAGAAGUUAAUUAAACUCUUUACUAUCUCAGUGUCAGACAUUCACAUUUUCCAUUACAAUGUGGGUGGGUAGAUUGCUUUGAGAAUCUAAAGCACUUAGAAUUAAAUUAGUAUUAUAGUAAUCCUUACAAAGGGAUGUAUUACUACAUGGAUUUUCUAAAUGUUUUUGUUUAGUUUCAAAUGAGGUGCUAUAUGCAAUAUGGCCAACAAGCGGAAGGAUUAAAAAUGGGAAACAUUUGUUUUUUAUGGGUUUGGCUAUCAGGUCACUCACCAUAUUAUUGUUUUGUUUGUUUUUCCAAUUUGUACAAAAUCAUGUGAAUGGUGUCUUGUUAUCUCCAAUUCAAAUUUUAUAUCCAUUUUCGGACAUAUUUUGUGUGACGUCCAAACUUUUUUUGUUAAAUGGGUCAAAAGUGUCUGAGGCUGGCCUUGUGUCAUUUUCGGCUAACAAUCCUGGAAAUGUGCAUUAACUUCCACGGUGGAGACUUCGGGUGCUGUCACCACCAAAUAUGGUCAGAUCUGUAAGUCAGGUCAUGAUAUACCGGCGAUACCAAGGCAAUCUGAUGGCGUGAGCAAGGCAAGGUCAUGACCUCUGUUUGAUCAGUUCACAAUCAGGUUUGUACAAAUAAAAGAUUUUAUACUGACAAA